AUGAACAUGUUGUACAUAGAAGACGAUAUCUUUCACGUCACGCGUGAAGGCUACUCGUAUCUGAGUGACUCAGAAUGGGAGGUAGUCGGCCGCAUGAGUGUGCUCAUGGGCGAACCUGCCAUCAGUGGUAUGUUGGAGUCUCUAAGCAGAGACCAGCAACAUGCUGCUAUCAAGAAGUUCCUACAAGCUGAACUUGCCGUCGAACGACAGAAGAUAGCCUUGCUACAGCAGCAAGGCUCGCACCAUUCGAUGGGUGGGCCGAGCACAUGCGUCGACCCGGAACCUUGA
Peronospora matthiolae is the source of this 288-nucleotide messenger RNA. NCBI's taxonomy places the organism in Eukaryota, Oomycota, Peronosporomycetes, Peronosporales, Peronosporaceae. The record is from the annotation of a GenBank genome assembly.